Molecule: messenger RNA, 1460 nt
Organism: Ananas comosus (pineapple)
Lineage: Eukaryota; Viridiplantae; Streptophyta; Magnoliopsida; Poales; Bromeliaceae
Product: germin-like protein 11-1
Exons: 1
Coding region: 584-1267 (227 amino acids)
Cellular component (GO): cell wall
Molecular function (GO): manganese ion binding
Source: RefSeq, a predicted model, not a curated record
UUUCACUUUGUUAUAAACUUAAAGAUCAUUGCAAGCACCAGGUUCAUCUGUGCAUUUAUGCUAUGAACCCCAGUAAUUUGAUUUUUGCUAAGUAUAAAGCUGCAAUUCAAUGGAUAGUAAGAUUAAAAUGUGAGAUAGAAGAUAAAAGGGUUGAUAGAUGCAGAGUGCAUGAAUACAGUGAUGCAUGGAAUGUAGACGAUAACUUUUACCCUUGUAGUAAAAUAGGGAUAUGUACAUUAGUGAAACAUUUUAAAGAGCUCAGGUGUUCAAAACGAUUAUUUAAUUGCCCAGUAGUUUAGGAACUAGUAGUACAAUUCACACUAUUGUAAUUGUUAUCUAAAUUAAGCUUUGCACAUGUACUUUGGGCAACAACUUGUGUUUGAAGCAUUGGUUGGUGUUGAAUUAGAUAAAAACUUACUAUCUUAUCUUUAAGCUACAAUCAUCUCCCAACACAAUCUAAAGCAAAUUUUGCAGUGAACUCAAAGCAUCCAAUACUUAUCAACAUUAUCUAUCUACUCUUUUCCAACCACUAUUUAACCAGCACACCUGACCACAAAACCCUAGAAUCCAAGAGAAACACAAUAUGAACCUCCACACUAUCAUGAGCUCCUCUUUUCUUGUUAUUGUCCUUCACCUCACCUUCUCCAUUUCGACAUGCUUUGCCGACGACGGUCCUCUUCAAGACGUGUGCCCGACUGCACUGCAAGGCGAUCGGUCGCAGAAGCUCUUCAUCAACGGCUUCCCCUGUAAAAACCAUAACAACAUCUCCGCGCCUGAUUUCAAAACUUCUCUACUAAAUCAUGCUGGAGACGUUGACAACUUUUUCCGGUCGUCUGUAACUGUCGUAACCGCAGCAGAAUUUCCAGGCUUAAACACACAAAGCCUAUCGAUGGCUCGGACAGACCUGGCCAUGGACGGGAUGGUACUGCCGCACUCGCACCCGAGAGCAUCGGAAAUGAUGUACGUGGCUCAUGGAACGGUGGUUGCGGGGUUCAUAGAUUCGAACGGUUGGCUUUUCCAGAGGACCAUUGGCGAGGGCGACGUGUUUAUGUUCCCACGGGGGUUGCUGCACUUUUGUGUGAAUGCAGGGUUCGGACUUGCGACCGCCUACUCGGUGUUCAAUAGUCAGAACCCCGGCGUGGCCAGCAUCGCAGGGUCGAUGUUUACGCCGGAGUCCGAGGUUGUUCAGAGGAUGGUGGAGAGGAUGCUGAGACUUAGAGUGAUGGGAAUGGGUGAUGAUGCAGUGGAAAUGUCAUUGUUCGAGUAGUGAGCAGGUUGGGAUUCAUUAAAGCUGGGGAUUUGUACAAUCUUAUGUCUAUUUUACCUGUUUAAACUACUUAACCUCACUGAUCAUCUAUAGAGAACAAAGUAUAGAACAAUGGUCAAUUUUUUCUCUCUUGUUGAAAUGUGAGGAAUAUUUGUACUUUGUUGCAACUACACUACAAUUAUAAUUGCAUGUA